Drosophila innubila is the source of this 1470-nucleotide messenger RNA. It is a transcript of the gene Sec13, whose product is annotated as protein SEC13 homolog. Bases 85 to 1143 code for a protein of 352 amino acids. Gene Ontology annotation, molecular function: structural molecule activity; protein binding. The record is from RefSeq and is a predicted model, not a curated record. Gene Ontology annotation, cellular component: COPII vesicle coat; nuclear pore outer ring. NCBI's taxonomy places the organism in Eukaryota, Metazoa, Arthropoda, Insecta, Diptera, Drosophilidae. Gene Ontology annotation, biological process: COPII-coated vesicle budding; positive regulation of TOR signaling; protein import into nucleus. The transcript has 2 exons.
GGGUUUUUGUUCCACGUCAAAAACACGGCCGGACGAGAAAAGAUUAUUUAAAAUUUCAUUCCAAUUAAAGAAUUUGCGCUCAACAUGGUGAGUUUGCUACAGGAAAUAGACACAGAGCAUGAGGACAUGGUCCAUCAUGCCGCUCUAGACUUCUAUGGAUUACUACUGGCCACUUGCUCAUCAGACGGUAGCGUUCGGAUUUUUCACUCGCGUAAAAAUAAUAAGGCCCUUGCGGAACUUAAAGGCCACCAGGGUCCAGUGUGGCAAGUAGCAUGGGCACAUCCCAAGUUCGGUAACAUCUUAGCAUCGUGCUCCUAUGAUCGUAAAGUAAUUAUAUGGAAAUCAACAACACCCAGAGACUGGACAAAACUAUACGAGUACAGCAAUCACGACUCUUCGGUCAACUCUGUGGAUUUUGCUCCAGCUGAAUAUGGAUUAGUGCUUGCAUGUGCAAGCUCGGAUGGUUCCAUUUCGGUGUUAACGUGCAACACAGAGUACGGUGUUUGGGAUGCCAAGAAAAUACCAAAUGCCCAUACAAUUGGAGUGAAUGCCAUUUCCUGGUGUCCGGCUCAGGCACCUGAUCCGGCGUUUGAUCAGCGAGUGACUUCACGCAAUGCAGCCGUAAAACGUUUGGUCAGUGGUGGAUGCGAUAAUCUCGUCAAGAUUUGGCGCGAAGAUAAUGAUCGAUGGGUUGAAGAGCAUCGUCUGGAGGCACAUUCAGACUGGGUGCGCGAUGUGGCAUGGGCACCAUCGAUUGGGUUGCCACGCUUGCAAAUAGCCUCAGCAUCCCAGGAUCGCCAUGUUAUUAUCUGGAGCAGUAAUGCUGAUUUGACCCAAUGGACAUCAAGUGUAUUGCAUACGUUCGAUGAUGCCGUGUGGAGCAUUUCCUGGUCGACCACUGGCAACGUCUUGGCCGUCACUGGCGGUGAUAACAAUGUAUCACUUUGGAAGGAGAGCAUCGAGGGUCAAUGGAUACGCAUUAACUACGAAUCGGGCACUGCCAUUCAAUCGAAACAGCCACAUCAUUUACACAAUGCCCAACAGCAGCCACAGCAGCCAACCCAUCUUCAACAAUCGUCGGACUCUGAGCAUAGUUCCAACUUAUCGAAUUCAAAUCUGUCAAAUUCGCAGCUAUCAAACUAGAACUUUUGCGUAAAACAUCUGUAUGCCACAGAUCAUUAUAAUGGUCAUGGUCAAUUUAUCUUACAAAUGAAAUAUAUAUAUAUAAACUGAAAAAUUACCAUGUUAAUAUUUCAUGUUUAUUUAAAUCUCUUGUUUUUCAAUUGUCAUUAAUGUCCACACACAAAGUCAACAUUAACACUGCCACAAAAAUGGAAAGUCUACCUAAGCUUCUUAAUUGUUCAUGUUUCUUAUUUGUAUGUUAUUUCAUUUCAUUCUGAAAAAGGAAGUUGCUCAUUUCUGUAAAUUGAGAACACGUGCUGAAAUAAAGUAAAGUAGACCACAUUAAAC